AUGGCGGCGGCUGCGUGAGUGGGGGUGGACGGAGGGAGGCGAAGGCCCGGCCCGGCCGCUGCGGGGGGUCCGGCGUCGCGGGCGCCCAACGCCGCCGUCGCUGCCCGCCCCCCCCCCCGGGGCUCUAGGAUGGUAAAAUGACCCAGGGGGGGAAGAAGAAGAAACGCGCCGUGAACCGCAGCAUCAUGUUGGCCAAGAAGAUCAUCAUUAAGGACGGCGGGACGCCUCAAGGAAUAGGUUCACCUAGUGUCUACCAUGCUGUUAUAGUGAUAUUUUUGGAAUUUUUUGCUUGGGGACUCCUAACAGCACCUACUCUGGUGGUUUUGCAUGAAACCUUCCCAAAACAUACAUUUCUAAUGAAUGGUCUAAUUCAAGGAGUAAAGGGUUUAUUAUCAUUCCUCAGUGCCCCACUCAUAGGUGCCCUGUCUGAUGUGUGGGGACGAAAGUCCUUCUUGCUGCUAACAGUGUUUUUUACCUGUGCACCAAUACCACUAAUGAAGAUCAGUCCAUGGUGGUACUUUGCUGUUAUUUCUGUCUCUGGAGUUUUUGCAGUGACUUUUUCUGUGGUUUUUGCGUAUGUAGCAGACAUAACCCAAGAACAUGAAAGAAGUAUGGCCUAUGGGUUGGUUUCAGCAACUUUUGCAGCGAGUUUGGUUACCAGCCCUGCUAUUGGUGCCUACCUGGGUCGAGUCUAUGGAGACAGUUUGGUUGUAGUCCUGGCUACAGCAAUAGCCUUGUUGGACAUUUGUUUUAUCCUUGUUGCUGUGCCCGAAUCGCUGCCAGAGAAGAUGAGGCCAGCAUCCUGGGGAGCACCUAUUUCUUGGGAACAGGCUGACCCUUUUGCAUCACUGAAGAAGGUUGGCCAGGAUUCAAUUGUGCUGCUAAUCUGCAUAACAGUCUUUCUUUCCUACCUCCCAGAGGCAGGUCAAUAUUCCAGCUUCUUUCUAUACCUCAGACAGAUAAUGGGAUUCUCAUCUGAAAGUGUUGCAGCCUUUAUAGCAGUCCUCGGGAUUCUUUCCAUUAUUGCACAGACAAUAGUUUUGAGUUUACUUAUGCGAUCCAUUGGAAAUAAAAACACCAUCCUACUGGGUCUGGGAUUUCAAAUACUGCAACUUGCGUGGUAUGGCUUUGGCUCAGAACCUUGGAUGAUGUGGGCAGCUGGAGCUGUUGCAGCCAUGUCCAGUAUUACUUUCCCAGCUGUAAGCGCACUAGUUUCCCGAACUGCUGAUGCUGACCAACAGGGGGUUGUUCAAGGUAUGAUAACAGGAAUUCGAGGACUCUGUAAUGGCUUGGGACCAGCACUUUAUGGUUUUAUAUUCUAUAUAUUUCAUGUUGAACUGAGUGAACUCCCAAUGCCUGAAACACCAUCAGGAGGUGGUGUGGCCACGCAGUACCACUUACAGCAGAAUUCUAUAAUUCCUGGACCCCCAUUCCUCUUUGGAGCAUGCUCUGUGCUGUUGGCUCUGCUUGUUGCCUUGUUUAUUCCCGAACACACCAACCUAACUGUACGGUCCAGCAACUGGAAAAAACACUGUGGCAGUCAUGGCCAUCCCCACAGUCCACAAGCUCCUGGUGAAGCUAAAGAACCAUUACUGCAAGACACAAAUGUAUGACAAAUAAUCCAGGAAGACUUUUUAGAAUUUUUCAUCAGCAGUUUGGGAUACACAUUCCAUUUCCAUCAAAAAUGUAAUUUCUUAAGGUAAUCUUAAGAAAAAUCUUUCUGCAUGAAAUCUGUAGGGAUUACAAGAAAACCAGAAGUUUCUCUAGAGAUGUUGCCAUUAAAUUAACAAUUUGCUUUAAAAAAGAAAAAAAAAUAAGCAUUUGUCUCUUGCCAUGAAACUGUUACUAUUAAACUUUACAUCCUAGUUCAGAGACUUUAAAAAAAUAUAUAUAUAUACACAUAUAGUCAACAUGUGAGCAUGUGUCCUGUUUCCUUAAGGUGGUGAGCUUUAAUUCCUAUCCCAUGCUAAGUCUCAAUGAGACAUACUAGCAUCCAUGUGGACCCAUUCAUUUUAAUGUUGUAAAAUCUUGGGUCAGAUGAUUCAAAGCCUUAAUGUAAAUGUACUCAAGUAGGGAAAAGGUGAAUUGGUAU
Rhea pennata is the source of this 2092-nucleotide messenger RNA. It is a transcript of the gene SLC71A1, whose product is annotated as major facilitator superfamily domain containing 14A. The transcript has 12 exons. Gene Ontology annotation, molecular function: transmembrane transporter activity. Gene Ontology annotation, cellular component: membrane. Gene Ontology annotation, biological process: transmembrane transport. The record is from RefSeq and is a predicted model, not a curated record. Bases 138 to 1613 code for a protein of 491 amino acids. NCBI's taxonomy places the organism in Eukaryota, Metazoa, Chordata, Aves, Rheiformes, Rheidae.